AUGAAGACGGGGAUUACUAUUUCAUUUUCCCCACCCAAACUUUUAAUACUUACAGCAAAUCACCAGUCAAACCCCAAGACUUACCAUUCCUCCGGCGAGCUCGUCGUUCUGUCAAUAUCUCCGGCACCAAACAUUCCCGUUGCAUCCCCGCCGGCGGGGCAUUUCCGGUUUACAAGAGAAGAAGGUAACGAAGUAAGAGCAGUUGAAAAUAAUAGCAACGGUAAUGCAUUAUCUCCGUCGGCGGAAGAUGUAGCGGCAGCAGCUGCGGCAGCUCAAGCUCAAAAUGUUCAACGUAGAGGUUUCAGUGUUCCGAUUCAAGUACCUGUUGAGAAACCGCAAUUUGGACCCGUUAUUGUUCCCUGUAGUUCACGCGAUGGUGGUGUUCAGGGAUUAAGAUGGUAUGGCAAGCGUCUUAGGAUAGAUGAAGAUGGAGAUGUUGCAGACGAAUUUUUCGAAGAAAUUGUUCCGGAUACACCUUCUAGCUCAGAAGAACACCACCACAAGCAAUAUCCCAAGUUCCAGCUGAAGUACACCACAAAACCUGCUAAGAUAACAAGCCAGGCACUCUCAACUGCUGGUAAAAUUCAACAUCGAGUGGAACGCCAAGGCAAAUUGGAGUGGAUUUGAAAGACGUUAAAUGGCUAGUUGAUCGUAUUUGAGGUUGAUAUUUUACUAAAUUACUGCUGGCGGGUACAUUAUUUUGCUUCCUUCUCAAGGACUAAAGUUUGGGCAUUCAAUGUUCUUUUGUCUCUGCUUUGUUGGAACCGUCUUGAUGCCAGGAAGCAAGGUUUCAUUCAUUCCUCGAACAAAACAUUAGUUGUACCUGUAAAACUAUCAAUGUAUACAUGAUAUUGAACUGUCAAAAUGUCAGAAUUUCAGUCAUUAGUUGUUGAAUCAGUGAAGAGUUAAAGAGUCGCGUAACGUUUGAAAAGCA
Molecule: messenger RNA, 934 nt
Organism: Capsicum annuum
Lineage: Eukaryota; Viridiplantae; Streptophyta; Magnoliopsida; Solanales; Solanaceae
Exons: 4
Coding region: 1-627 (208 amino acids)
Source: RefSeq, a predicted model, not a curated record